Pelobates fuscus (common spadefoot toad) is the source of this 3437-nucleotide messenger RNA. It is a transcript of the gene CCDC80, whose product is annotated as coiled-coil domain containing 80. NCBI's taxonomy places the organism in Eukaryota, Metazoa, Chordata, Amphibia, Anura, Pelobatidae. Bases 380 to 3238 code for a protein of 952 amino acids. Gene Ontology annotation, biological process: extracellular matrix organization; positive regulation of cell-substrate adhesion. The transcript is spliced from 8 exons. The record is from RefSeq and is a predicted model, not a curated record. Gene Ontology annotation, cellular component: basement membrane.
UCUGUUACUUGCAGUGGCUACUGCUCUCGUGUGAAUCUUUUUUUUUUUUUGGAGAAGAGUACACAUUAUCCAUAAACCUUUCUUUUUUUUUUCAUGCAGAGCAACUAUAAAAAAAAAAAAAAAACAACAGGAAAUCACAGGCAAAGCAGAAAAUAAAUGAUUCUCUUCCUUUAAACUGUACGCAUGUCACUUUCAUUAGCUUGGAUUUUACACUAUAUUCAUCCAUAUAGGCAUCCUUUCUACAAACAAAGGACCAAGGACCGAAAAAUGACACUGGAGUCCAAGGACGUCUGAAACCAGAUGCUUUAAAAGGACUUUACAAAAAAAAGGAUAAAAUGACGGUAUAAGUGAUAGCAAAUAAAAUCAAGCCGCCUUCGCAAUGAACUGGAUACAAAUUUUGCGCCUAACAAUUCUGUUGACUGUAUGGUUAGUAUGUGUUUCUGAAAGACCUCAGAGAACAUCGUCAAACAAUGGAGAAACACAUAAAGCACAACUAUCCAGAAACCUGGGCAGACCAGUAUCUUCCAGCAGACGACAUCCCCAGCUGGUCAGAAAUCAAACUCAUUCUGCUUCAGAAAGAACCAGUGAGCCAAUUAGAAGAAACUCGCCACAAAGUAUGUUAAGAGAUGAAAGUCAUACUGCAGGAAAAAACCCAACCAUAAAACAAGGACUAAGACCUGUUGCUAGAAAACCCCCGGUUACAAUGUUAAAGGACGAUAGUACAACAGCUGCUCGGUCAAGGAUGCUUCGUUUUUCUUCUAGUUCAAAUUCUCCAAAUAUCCUUGCCAGCUUUGCUGGAAAAAACAGGGUUUGGAUCAUAUCUGCACCACAUGCUUCUGAUGGUUAUUACCGUCUAAUGAUGAGUCUACUCAAGAACGAUGUGUACUGUGAACUUGCUGAAAGACAUAUUCAACAGAUAGUUUUGUUUCAUGAAGAAGGUGAAGAAGGUGGUAAAAUUAGAAGAAUUACAAAUGAAGGGAAGAUUGUUGAACAGUCACUUGAUCCAGCAAUUGUUCCAAAAAUGAUGACUUCCCUAAAGCUUGAAAAAGGAAAGUUCGGUAUGGUUUUGCUGAAAAAGACCUUGCAAGUAGAGGAAAGAUAUCCUUACCCUGUGCGUCUAGAAGCCAUGUAUGAAGUAGUUGACCAAAGUCCAAUAAGACGAAUAGAGAAACUCAGGCAGAAAGGCUUUGUACAAAAAUGUAAGGCAGCUGGAGUUGAAGGACAAGUAACUGAAGAUGGUGAAAGCAGUAACAGUGAGAGUACAAGUAGUGUGAAACCUACACAAGCAAGUAACACAGUCCAGGUGUUAGCAAAAAAAGAGGAAACCAAGAAGACUGUUGUGGUACCCACUAGAAUCUCAAGAGUAAAAACUACGAGAAGAACUAUAACAAUACCUCCAACUCCUUCUCCAACUUCUAAGGCACCAACAAUUUUUCCAUCUACCAAAGCAACUACUCGAAUAGUAACAUCUACAACAAGGCCACCUACUACAGUACCUACAACAUUACUAACUACAACACCAAAACCAUUGACAGCCAAACCUUACAGCACUACAGAAACUCACAGAUACCAAGUUGAAGUAACAACAAGGGAAACCGAGAAACAAGACCACUACUUUACUGUGAGAACAGACAAACACAAAGACAGACAGCAUGGAAAAAAAGGGAAACACUUUGCUACUACAAGCAGACCAAACAAAGCAACAAUUAUUGAGUCACAAACCGAAGCUCCUAGUAUUUUACCUACAGAGAAUUAUGCAAAAGAAAAUACAGAGCAGUUUGGAGAUAACCGUACAGACAGAAAAUCCCAUAGUUCUCAUGAUAUCAUUCCAACCGCAAAGAAGCCUUCAAAAACGAAGCCACUGAAAAAGAAAGCAAUAGAAAAAAUAUUAACCAAUGAAUACGAAGACAAAUUUGACACUGGUAAACCUACUACGUCUAAUGUUGAAGAGGUAAUCGAAGAGAUAAAUAUUCCUCCUAAAAAAGGAAGAAAGGAGGAGAAACUAGACAAAGCUGACAAGAAAAAGAAUAAAAAAGAAAAAGUCAAAGAUAAACCUCCCAAGAAAGAAAAACAAGCAAAAAAAGACAAGACAGAGAAAAAAGUUAAACCAGAAAAGGACCGUAGCAAAAAAAACAAGAAAAAUGGCAAAAGUGAGAAUGAUGGAUUUAUUAAACCGGCAAAGAUACCAUAUGUUGAAACUCAUAAAAGGUCACUGCCAGCUUUUCUGGAAAAUUUUGAAGGCAAACGACGAUUAUUGCUAAUUACAGCUCCAAAAGAAGAGAACAACAUGUAUUCUCAGCAGAGGGAUGAAUACCUGGAGACCGUUUGUGAAAUGGCUGUAAGAAAAAUUUCAAUUAUUACUAUUAUUGGAACUCUGGCAAACAGCACUAUGAAGAUCGAUCAUUUUCAGUUAGAUAAUGAAAAACCCAUGAAAGUUAUUGGCGAUGAUGACCUCUUGGACCAUGAUCUUAUCAGUGAUUUAAGGAAAGAGUAUGGAAUGACUUACAAUGACUUCUUCAUGGUAUUGACUGAUUUAGACAUGAAAGUUAAGCAAUACUAUGAAGUUCCCAUUGUAAUGAAGUCAGUGUUCGACAUAGUAGAUACUUUUCAGUCCAGAAUCAAGGAAAUGGAAAGGCAAAAAAGAGAAGGGAUUACAUGCAAGAAGGAAGACAAGACGAGGUCCUUAGAGAACUUCCUUUCUAGGUUCCGCUGGAGAAGACGUUUACUUGUUAUCUCUGCUCCCAACGAUGAAGAAUGGGCCUAUCAACAGCAGCUGAACGCACUUACUGGACAAGCAUGUAACAUGGGUCUCCGUCACUUAUCGAUCCUAAAAAUGGUAGGACUUGGUGCUGAAGCCAAUGGUGUCUUAGAACUGUAUCCUAUUAAUGGAAGCUCCAGUGUAGACCGAGAAGAUUUUACUUCCAACUUGGUGAAAGACAUAAGAAAUUAUUUUCAAGUAAGCCCAGAAUAUUUUUCCAUGCUUCUGGUUGGAAAAGACGGAAACGUAAAAUCCUGGUAUCCUUCCCCUAUGUGGUCCAUGGCCAUAGUUUAUGAUUUAAUUGACUCUAUGCAACUUCGGCGCCAAGAAAUGGCCAUUCAGCAGUCACUGGGUAUGCGUUGCCCUGAAGAUGAGUAUGGUGGAUAUGGUUACCAUGGCUACCAUCACCAAGGAUAUGAAGAAGGUUAUCAAGACGAUUAUCGACACCAUGAGGGAUAUUACCAUAGAUACCAUGACUAACAAACAAGAUUACAAUGACCGAAGACUAAAGUAAUUUUAAUGUGUUAAAAAAACAAAACCUUACAUUUUUUGUUGUUCUUUCUUAAUCACAACUAUAAAAAAAGUAGUAGAUAGUUUUGCAUAUUGUUUUAAGAAACUGGAUGAGACCAUGACUGCUGUUUAAUAACAUUCGUUUUUUCCUUUUUUUUUUACUUCAAAA